CGCAGACUCUUCAGUGUGAAGCUCUACGGGUAUGAGGUCUGUUGGUCCAUUGUUCUCAUGUCUCGUCAGUCUCGUCGUCUAUCGUCUCACAACAACCGAAGAUGACCUACCUUUAGUUUCAUACGAACAAUGGCGAGGAAUGGUUAAUUCGACUAAAGGCAAUCAGGGAUCUGGACCUAGGACUAACUUUGUGUGUUAUGAGUGGAAGCAAGAUUUUGGGACCAGACGUGACAUUGCCCUACCUUUUACGUUUACUAUACCACCUGACAUGUCACUUCAGAUUUACAAAUACAGUGGUAGUAAUAGUACUGAAGAAUUUAUUGGCGAAGCUAGAAACUGUGCGCCGUCAACUGCAUUUGCUAUUGCAAUUGCCAACUGCACUGGCUUUAGUGUAAAACUUGUGGGCAAGACAUGUGAGGAAAGCAAACUAUCAAGCACAGUUAUUACUACUUUUUACUACAGCACAAGAAUGGUGUCUGAAUCUCGUUUUGACGAUUGCCAGCGUUCAUCAUGUGGAGAUGCAGCAUGUUUUAGUCUUUCUAACAUCCGUAUGGGUUAUCGUUGCUAUUGCAAGAAAUGGUAUAAUGGGUCAUGUAUUCCAACACCUCAAGCUACUACUAAGAAUGUCAAUACCUGCAAUUGUCCACCUAAAAAUUUUCUUGGAGAGAUAUGCUACUUGGAUGGUCACCACAACAUAACUCAGUCGGAUAGUCCAAAAACAACUAACGGGAUUGUACAAACACCAUCACCUUUUGCUACAGCUAGAUCUGUUACUGCAACUAAACCUUCUGCAAGUACUUCAAAAGGUGAAAGUGGGGGUAGUUCAGUACCUAUAGCAGCAAUUGCAGCUGGUUUAGCCGGUGCUAUUGUCAUCAUAUUGGUGGUUGUUGUGAUAAUCAUACUUUAUCGUCGUCGGUUAAAACAAUCGGAGAGCAGUCGACAGGCAUCUGAAAAUCAAUCUGUUUCAAAGUCACAAUCUAAAUGGAAUGCUGACUACAAAACUGCAACUAGGGAAGGAAUCAGCAGACAUAUUUCUAUGACAUCGGUAAUGGCCGAUGGCAACCAACAAUCCAAUCAGGAGAAAAUGAUAAAUAGUGAUAUGGAUAAUCAUUAUGCCUAUCCGUAUGUGGUUGGGACUAUCCCAAAGCCGUUUAAUACGUAUGAUAGUCCUGAACCUGUUGCAAUUCAAGAAGAACCGUUUUGGCAACCCGGGAAAACCAUAGAGAAAUUAUACGCUCAAUUUGAGGGAAAACGAUUUAGGAUGUUACAUCAGUUUGAUGUUCAGUUGGAGAAAGAGAUUGGCUCAGGAGAGUUUGGCACCGUAGCUAAAGGAUUUUGGAAGACUCCUCAUGGAUUAGCAGUCGUUGCUGUGAAAACUUUGAAUUCAGAAUCAUCUGAAGACAGAGUUCGUUUCUUGCGCGAAGCAGCAAUAAUGGGCCAAUUCAAGCAUAAGAAUGUAGUAGAUCUGAAGGGUGUUGUACUACAAGGAGAGCCACUGAUGAUUGUUCUAGAGUUUAUGACACACGGUGAUUUGAGGGAGUAUUUGCAACCUAUUCGAGAGAGUGGUCAAUGUUGUGUCGAAGGUUACAACAAGACAUUGCUGAGAAUGUCUCGUGAGAUUGCGUGUGGUAUGAAUUACUUAUCAAAGAAAGGUUUUAUUCACAGGGACUUAGCUGUUAGAAAUGUGUUGUUGGAUCGUUCUCUUACUUGCAAGAUUGGGGACUUUGGACUUGCACGAGAUUUAACGCAUAGUGAUUACUACAUGACUCAAGGUGGACGCUUGCCUAUUCGUUGGACAGCACCCGAGGCAAUUGUGUAUCGAAAGUAUUCUAAUGCUAGUGAUGUGUGGGGCUAUGGUAUUGUGUUGUAUGAACUGUUUACUGUUGGUGAACGACCGUAUGGCUAUGUGUGGAGCAAUAAUUUUGUGAUGGAGUCUCUACAGAAAGGAUACAGGUUAUCGCCUCCACCGGGGUGUUCAUUGCCUAUGUAUCGACUCAUGAUAAAUUGUUGGCAUCCAGACCAUCAUCGACGCCCUACAUUCAAUGAUAUUUGCUUGAUUCUUGACGUCGAUGAGGAACAACUGUUAACAAAUCGUCCUACAGAUGAACCUAUUCGAGGAAACUUAGGAGAUCCCAUUGACUCUCUAGUUGACUUAUAUAUGGAUUUACAAACAACUUAUCAGAAAAAGAAGAACUCUUUGUACAAGCGUAUAAGAAUGCAAUGCUGCCGUACCCGGCGUAACUGCACACCGUGUGUAUGCAAAUCACAGUCUUCACCUACAGAUGAUUGUCAGAAAUGUCCAACGAAAACUUUUUGCAGUACAACGACUCGCCCUACAAGACCCGGGUAUAGAGAGAUGUCGUCGCAUCUGACUGUUACCACUGGAGGACGUGAGAAAGAAGGAGUAGCCAUUGGUGCUCUUAUCUCGGCAGGAACGGCCGCUUUUGUUCUUCUCGUUGUGCUAGUUUUGUGUAUCGUAUUGUAUCGACGACUACAUCGGACAGACGCAUCGAAUGAGGCGAAUGAUUCAUCAAGAGACUGUGGCACUCACGUCGAAAAUCCGGGUUAUGGCAAGAUUAAAGCUCAGCCUUCCGUCCCGUAUGAUUCCGACAGCGGCAGUGAUUUGGAUGACAGCCCAGCGGUACCGCAACCGCAACCCGCCGUUCACCACGCCAGUCAUCCGCGGUACCAAUAUCAGUUACGUUCGGGCGAUUCGAGCAGCAAGCAGGAGAGCUCCAUUGGUCAUGUCGACGCAGCAUGGAAUACGACGGAUGACGCCGACGGCGAAAAGCCGUCAGCCUUUUGGCAGCCCGGUAAAACGCUUAGUGAACUGUUUGCCCAAUUCGAGAGAAAGCAGUUUCGAAGACUUGUACGCGCGCAACUGAAACUCGACGACAGAGUCAUCGGUGACGGCGAGUUUGGAAAGGUCCAGACAGGUACACUAAAGACGGUAGAUAAAACAGUGACCGUCGCCGUAAAGUUGGCAAAAUCCAACUGUUCGACUGACGACAAAAUUCGAUUUAUGCGAGAAGCGGCGAUUAUGGGACAGUUCAAACACAAAAACAUACUCUAUCUCUACGGAGCUGUACUGCAAGGAGAUCCGAUGAUGAUGGUAAUGGAAAUGAUGUCUAGUGGUGACCUGAAGACUUACCUAGGAUUACUACAAGAAAAGGUUGAUGAAAACACGGAAAGAGAAUGUGUAAAGAUGUGUCGAGACAUUGCAUGCGGAAUGGAGUAUCUUUCAAAAAAGUCAUUUGUUCAUCGGGAUCUUGCUGCUAGAAACGUUUUGAUGGACAGCAACAAGACAUGCAAGAUUGGAGACUUCGGUCUUGCUAGAGACCUGAUCAGUAACAAUUACUACUUUAGUCAAGGAGAGAGAUUUCCACUACGCUGGACCGCACCGGAAGCCGUUCGUCGCGGCAAAUACUCGACUGCCAGCGACGUGUGGAGCUACGGCAUCGUGCUCUACGAGAUCUGGUCUCUCGGCAAGCGACCGUACGGUACCGAAUGGAGCAACGACUAUGUGGUACAACGCAUAAACAGCGGCUACCGCAUGCCGCCUCCGCCCGGUUGCCCCCGACCAAUCUACCAGCUGAUGAUCGACUGCUGGCAUCCUGACCAUCACGGACGGCCUACUUUUAAAAACAUUGUGGAGAGUCUUGAGAGAGGAGUUAUGUUCGGCUUAGUGCACAAGGACAGAAGAGGUGCGCAUGCCUGGCAGGAUGCGCUCGGAGACCCGCUCGAUGGCGCGGAACGAAAGUAUGCCGAUCUACAGGCUGUCUAUCUUACCGGUCGACUAGGCGAGCAAUAAGAGUAGCUACACUGUGGCUGUGACUAGAGCUUUUGGAAACAGACUAUAUACUAAGCAUGCGCGCACCGUAUGAGCGAAUAAUUAGUCCCGGUGUAUCACUAUGAAAUGAAAACUGAAAUCGUCUCGAG
Molecule: messenger RNA, 3939 nt
Organism: Corticium candelabrum
Lineage: Eukaryota; Metazoa; Porifera; Homoscleromorpha; Homosclerophorida; Plakinidae
Exons: 29
Coding region: 32-3811 (1259 amino acids)
Biological process (GO): multicellular organism development; protein phosphorylation; cell surface receptor protein tyrosine kinase signaling pathway
Cellular component (GO): plasma membrane; signaling receptor complex
Molecular function (GO): ATP binding; transmembrane receptor protein tyrosine kinase activity
Source: RefSeq, a predicted model, not a curated record